Messenger RNA from Dibothriocephalus latus, 384 nucleotides. The record is from the annotation of a GenBank genome assembly. NCBI's taxonomy places the organism in Eukaryota, Metazoa, Platyhelminthes, Cestoda, Diphyllobothriidea, Diphyllobothriidae.
AUGUACAAUGCGCUCUUCUUUUCAGCCCCUGAUGCUUCACUGGUUGAUGAACGGCGAACCGUUCCUGGCAUUCACGGUGGAUCGGGAGCAAUUUUUCGUGCCUAUUUCAUUAAUUCUACGGGUGGGUCUAGUAUUCAAACUAUAUUUAUGAUUCAGGCCCUAAUGGAUAAGACUGAGUUGGAGAUUUACGAGGACAUUCGUCGUGGUGGUGGAAAUUCCCUGUUCUUGGAAGAACAUGCUAUGCGAAUUUUGCUGCGCCUGCAGGAGGAUGACUAUAAUAGUCAACCCCGUGCACUACGUACCCUGGGAAAACUGUUUCGAGAACGCAUGCGUCUGCCGGAUACCUAUAGCGACUACGCGGCUGGGGAAUAUUUGAUGAAGUAA